AUGGAAGACAUGAGCUUGUGCGAAAGUAUGAAUAUGAGUAUGACUAUGCAAAUGACCUUCCAUAAUAAUGACUUCAAGCUUUACUUUGAUAGGUAAAAUGAAUUCAGCUGAAAUGUUGAUAAUGAUUUUAGAUAUGUAAUAACAAUUGCUGCUUUAUUUUUGGCAGCAAUUGGAUUAGAACUUGUGCAUUUCCUCGCUAAAUUAACAGCAGUCUAUCUAAAAAAAGUCCCUAAAAGUGAUUACAUUACAAUAUUGCUUAAUUUAGGAAAUUUAUGUUUAUUUUUUCUUUGGGUUACUUUAUCAUAUCUACUUAUGCUUGCAAUAAUGACAUAUAGCAUAGGAGUUUUUUGGGCAAUCACGACAGGCCUUACCUGUGGUCACAUUUUAUUCCGAAUAAUAAAAUCUGCAUCUCCAAUUGCCAAUGAAAGUUUAUAUGAAGAAUUGCUGGUAAAAAACCCAUGCAUAAAAAACUAA
This is a messenger RNA of Blepharisma stoltei, 474 nucleotides long. The record is from the annotation of a GenBank genome assembly. NCBI's taxonomy places the organism in Eukaryota, Ciliophora, Heterotrichea, Heterotrichida, Blepharismidae.